AUGGCGGCGGAACCAACACGAGAAUGGAGCGAUGAGAAGCUGAAAAGUGACGAUUUGCCCAAAAAAGACAUAAUAAAGUUCCUCCAGGACAAUGCAGCACAGUCGUUUCUCAAUGAACUCAAGUUGCAGGGAAACAUUAAGAAUGUGGCCAAAACUGCCAAGAAAGAGCAGCUGAUCGACGCCUAUAAUCAGUUAUUUGAGAACAAAAAAUUCAAAGGCACAGAUCCGGUGGCGGAGGUCACGGAGCAAGUGAGGACGACAAAGAUCGAGGAGAAGCCCAAAGAAGUGAAGGCCGAAGUGGUGGACGAGGGUCCGCCCAAGUUCACCAAGUCUGUGCUGAAGAAGGGAGACAAGACCAACUUUCCCAAGAAGGGGGAGACGGUGAGCUGCUGGUACACGGGCACGCUGGAGGACGGGACCGUGUUUGACACCAACGUUCCUGUCGGAGCCAGGAAGAAGAAGCAGACCAAACCCCUGAGCUUCAAAGCGGGCCUGGGCCGAGUCAUCAGAGGAUGGGACGAGGCCAUUCUCACCAUGAGCAAAGGGGAACAGGCCCGAGUGGAGAUCGAGCCGGAGUGGGCCUACGGGAGGAAGGGCGUGCCAGAUUCAAAAAUUCCACCCAAUGCCAAACUCAUCUUUGAGAUCGAGCUGGUGGCGGUGGAUUAA
Knipowitschia caucasica is the source of this 666-nucleotide messenger RNA. NCBI's taxonomy places the organism in Eukaryota, Metazoa, Chordata, Actinopteri, Gobiiformes, Gobiidae. The record is from the annotation of a GenBank genome assembly.